AUGCGCGUAUCUCGGCCUUUGGAGUUGGCUUGUGCCCUGGUGUGCUCUGCCACAGUUGUCAGUGCUCAGUCACCACAGGUGAACUUGGGAUAUGCCACAUACCAAGGCUCAACAUCCGGUGGAAUCAACAAGUUCUUGGGCAUGCGAUAUGGAGCAGCCCCAACCGGAAGCUUGAGAUGGAAGGCUCCAACUGCCCCUCCCACAGUCUCUGGAGUCCAGUCCGCUACCCAGUUUGGAGAUGUUUGCAUGGCUACCAAUGCUGGAACAAAUCCACAAGGCGAAAGUGAAGACUGCCUUUUUGUCAACGUUUGGGCCCCUUCGGGUGCUGGUGCCAACUCCAAGCUCCCUGUUUGGGUUUUCAUUCAGGGAGGAGGCUUUGAGAGCUUGGCUUCUGCAGGAACGGAUGGAAGUGGCGUGGUGGCCAACUCUGGAAACAAAAUUGUGCUUGUGACACUAAACUAUCGCGUGGGUAUCUUUGGCUUCCUUGCCAGCUCAGAGAUUCAGGCCAACGGAGUGCCCAAUGCCGGCUUAUACGACCAGCAGGCUGCCUUGAAGUGGGUGCAGCAGCACAUUGCUCAGUUUGGUGGCGACCCUGCCCAUGUCAUCAUUCAUGGACAGAGUGCAGGUGCCGAGGCUGCGUCGUUGCAACUUCUCGCCAACGGAGGCCAAAAUCAGGGUCUUUUCGUUGGAGCCAUGUUCGAGUCGCUCCCAGAGAUCACUCAGCCCAAAGUGUCGGAGAUUCAGUUCCAAUAUGAUGCCCUCGUCAGCAAUGCCGGAUGCGGUUCCAGUUCCGACUCGCUAUCAUGCCUUCGUGGCCUCAGCACCACGGCGCUGCAGCAGUUCAACGUUCCCAUCGUCUAUCCGGGCCGACCUAAUUCUCCCAAUUACCCAUAUGUGCCAUGCGUCGAUGGCGUGUUUCUCCAGACUGGCGCCUAUGAGGCUUUCCAGAGUGGCAAGUUUGUCAAAGUUCCAAUGUUCUUCGGCAGUGUCACGGAUGAAGGGACGACUUUGGGUGCCCCCAACGCGUCGUCACCUGAAGAGAUUGAAACAUUCUUCCAAAACAACUACCCUCGUUUGUCGAGCCAAAACACAUCUGCAAUUAUUGCGCAGUAUCCCCAGAAUAUUGAGCCUGCUUUCAAUGGCCAUGCGGCCUGGUUCCCAGCAGCGGAACUUGCCUAUGGUGAUGUGCUCGUAACCUGCCACGGGCUCAACUUUGGCAAAUAUUUCAUACAGGCUGGGCAGCCCGUCUGGGCCUACCGCUUCAAUGUAUUGACACAGAGCAAUAUUCAGAGCGGAGUUGGUGUUCCCCAUGGAUUUGAUCUGGGAGCAGUCUUUGGAGGCGGUUAUGACAACUCCAACCUGACCAACAUUGAUCAGCUGCAGGGCUAUUACAUCUCCUUUGUUCGGUCACUGAAUCCAAACACGUUUGCAUUUUCCGGGUCUCCAUCGUGGCCACAGUGGAACGGACAAGCAGGAGGGUCGAGGAUUGUAGUCAACAACAACAACACAGUUGUUGAGGCUGUCCCACAGGCGCAAAUGAGUCGAUGUGCGUUCUGGGAGAGCCUAGCUUCCGAGUUAGAGAUUUAG
This is a messenger RNA of Trichoderma atroviride IMI 206040, 1587 nucleotides long. RefSeq lists its product as uncharacterized. NCBI's taxonomy places the organism in Eukaryota, Fungi, Ascomycota, Sordariomycetes, Hypocreales, Hypocreaceae. The record is from RefSeq and is a predicted model, not a curated record.